Messenger RNA from Aspergillus welwitschiae, 522 nucleotides. RefSeq lists its product as uncharacterized. NCBI's taxonomy places the organism in Eukaryota, Fungi, Ascomycota, Eurotiomycetes, Eurotiales, Aspergillaceae. The transcript is spliced from 2 exons. The record is from RefSeq and is a predicted model, not a curated record. Bases 1 to 522 code for a protein of 173 amino acids.
AUGCCGUCACGAAUAUCCGGAACAGGCCGCCUUAUUCAGAGCAGGGAUGGCACUGCGCGACGACGCAAUCGGCGCGCCGACCAGUUCUGCGUGCACCUUGUGGCGGAUGAACGGCAAUUACCCGUGUAUGCAGUGGAGUUCAAAGCGCCGCACAAAGUGACGAUCCCCGAACUGGUGGCGGGUCUACACCCGAUAGAUCUGGAUCGCGAUGUCAUUGACCAAGAGGGCGACACGUUUGAUUUCUAUGCCACCCGCCUGGUCGCGGCCGUGGUCACUCAGAUAUUCUCAUACAUGAUCGACAGUGGCGUUCGAUACGGCUACAUCUGCACCGGGGAGGCUUUCGUUUUCCUUCGUAUCCCACAGGAUGAUCCCACCAUUAUUCAUUAUUUCUUGUGUAUCCCGAAUCAGGAUGCGCUGGCGGAUGUGCAGGCGGACGAUGAAGUGCGCCUCCACCGGACUGCCAUCGGUCAGGUGCUUGCGUUCACGUUUCAAGCGCUGGCCGUCCAACCUCCGACUCAAUAA